This is a messenger RNA of Gastrolobium bilobum, 1869 nucleotides long. Its product is annotated as protein NRT1/ PTR FAMILY 2.8-like. Bases 1 to 1869 code for a protein of 622 amino acids. The record is from RefSeq and is a predicted model, not a curated record. Gene Ontology annotation, cellular component: plasma membrane. Gene Ontology annotation, biological process: transmembrane transport. The transcript has 4 exons. Gene Ontology annotation, molecular function: transmembrane transporter activity. Lineage: Eukaryota; Viridiplantae; Streptophyta; Magnoliopsida; Fabales; Fabaceae.
AUGAGUAAGGAGAGCGAUAUGAUUUUAAAAAAAACCUUAAAAAUGGAGAAUGUGAACACUAACUCUCCUUCUGUGCUCGAGCUAGAACAUGACCAAAUACCUUCACCACCAUCUCCUUCUGCUUCUUCAACAACAGAAACAGGAGGAUGGAGAUCCGUCAGAUAUAUCAUCGGUAACGAGUCGUUCGAGAAAUUGGCAUCCAUGAGUUUGAUAUCAAAUCUAACAGUGUACCUGCUAACGGAAUACAACCUGAGUGGCAUAUUCGUGGUUAAUGUGGUACAACUUUGGAAUGGAUCCUCCAACAUUGCAUCAAUAAUUGGUGCUUUUAUCUCUGAUACUUAUCUGGGCAGAUUCCGCACCCUCUUCUAUGGCUCUAUUGCAUCGCUUCUGGGUAUAUUGACCAUUACCCUAACAGCAGGUAUACAUCAAUUGAGACCUCUUAACUGCAAGGACCGACCCUAUUGUGAAAAGCCAAAAGGAUGGCAACUAGGGGUCCUCUUUGGAGGUCUUGGACUGUUAUCCAUAGGCGCUGGGGGCAUUAGACCCUGCAACAUUGCUUUUGGUGCUGAUCAGUUUGACACCAAUACAGAGAAGGGUAGGGGACAAUUGGAGAGCUUCUUCAAUUGGUGGUACUUCACUUUUACAAUUGCACUUGUUGUAGCACUCACUGGUGUUGUCUAUGUUCAAACAAAUGUAAGCUGGACCUUGGGGUUUGCCAUUCCAACUCUUUGUCUUGCUUUCUCAAUAAGCAUCUUCCUGCUUGGCCGCAAUACUUACAUUUGCAAGAAACCUAGAGGUAGCAUCUUCUCAGACAUGGCCAAGGUGAUUGUAGCAGCUUAUAGAAAGCGCAACCUACAAGCUUCUGGGAGAACCUUUUAUAAUCCUGCUCCUACAUUUGGGGAAUCAUAUCUUCUUGUUCAGACAGAUAGGUUCAAAUUCUUUGAUAAGGCUGCUAUAAUAGUUGAUCCAAGUGAAUUGAAUGACCAAGGAAUGCCAAGGAAUGCUUGGAGACUUUGUAGUUUGCAACAAGUGGAACACCUCAAAUGCUUGCUAGGAAUUCUGCCAGUAUGGGUAACAGGAAUUUGUGGUUUCAUUGUUAUGGAUCAGCAGAACACUUUUGGGGUCCUUCAAGUUAUACAAUCCAAAAGGUCCAUUGGACCCCAUUUCAAGAUUCCACCUGGGUGGAUGAACCUGAUAUCAAUGAUAGCACUUUCAUUAUGGAUAUACAUUUAUGAGUGCAUCUACAUUCCUCUAGCAAGGAAAACCAGAAAAAGGACUACAAGAUUGACCAUAAGGCAAAGAAUCAGAAUUGGGAUCUUGUUAUCCAUCCUAUGCAUGUUGGUAGCAGCAGUUGUUGAGAAGAAGCGGCGUGACUUAGCUUUAAGAUUUGACUCAUUUAUUUCACCCAUGAGCUUUGUGUUGCUCUUGCCACAGUUUGCACUAUCAGGUCUAAAUGAAGCCUUUGCUGCUGUUUCUAUAAUGGAAUUCUUUACCUUGCAAAUGCCAGAGAGCAUGAGGACUGUUGCUGGGGCAGUCUUCUUUCUAAGCUUGUCCAUUGCAAACUACACAGGUUCCUUGAUUGUGAAUAUUGUCCAUAAAGCAACAUCGCAAAGAGGAAAAAAACCAUGGCUAGGGGGUCAUGAUUUAAAUCAGAACAGGCUUGACUACUACUAUUAUAUCAUUGCUGCCUUGGGAGCUUUGAAUUUUUUCUACUUCAAUUUCUUUGCUAGCAGUUAUUUGAUGAGCAGCAAAGGUACUACUGGGACAACAGAGGUGCAGCCAGGGAUGGGAGAAUCAUCUGAACCAUAUGAUGAGGAGAAGGUAUUGGACAUAACAGGCACUGGAGAAAGGCCACCUGUUAGAGUUUAA